CCGUGUUGUAGGAAAUCCGCUUGCGGCGGAUUAUUGUAAUCCGACAGAGGGUCUGUUCUGGACGACACAUCGGAUCACGACUGAAAAACAGCCGAAGCUCGGCGGCCUGACAGCUGCAGCUGGUCCGAGAAUAAAGGGAUAAAGCGGGGAUAUGAUCUGACGCGCUGCCCGGUGCUCGGAGCUCCUGCAGGCGGUGAUCGGCGGCGCCCGGAGCCGUUUCCUGGACAUCUGACAGACGCUGACAGCCGCACCGCAUCACCGCACCGCAUCAGAGCAGAGAGGAGAAGCUUUAAUUUUUCUGUUAAAGACAUCUCCCCCCUUCUCCCUCCCUCCCCCCACCCGGGUCAGAUCUAACUCCAGCCUAGCCCGGCUCGGCUCGGCUCGGCUCGGCUCUGCCGCGCUGUUCGCUCCGAGCCGCUGCGGACAAACCUACAGCUAGCGCGGCUAGCUCACUCCAGCUAGCGAGCUAGCUAGUCAGGAAUUUCUCAAGUUUUAGUCAGAAAUUCAUCUAAUUUUCUGACCUGCCGACACGGAGGGAGGAUGUCGGCGAAAGAGCAGAACAAACUCUCCACCGUGGAGCGACCUAUUAAAGCGGUGCCAUAUCCUCCCGGUACGCGCCUGACGGUCAAAGACCUGUAUGUGGACGGGAGGCCCAGCGUGGAGCAGCUGAAGGCCCAUCUGGUGAAGGAGGGUCGGCUGGAGGAGGAGGCGGCUCUACGAAUCAUCAACGAGGGAGCCGGCAUCCUGCGCCAGGAGAAAUGCAUGCUGGAAGUGGAAGCCCCCAUCACAGUGUGCGGCGACGUCCACGGACAGUUCUUUGACCUGAUGAAGCUUUUCGAGGUGGGCGGAUCUCCCAGCAGCACCCGCUACUUGUUCCUGGGAGACUACGUGGACCGAGGGUACUUCAGCAUCGAGUGUGUGCUGUACCUGUGGGCUCUGAAGAUCAACCAUCCCAACACCCUCUUCCUCCUCAGAGGAAACCACGAGUGCCGGCACCUCACAGAGUACUUCACCUUCAAACAGGAGUGUAAAAUAAAGUACUCGGAGCGUGUGUACGAUGCCUGUAUGGAAGCGUUCGACUGCUUGCCUCUGGCUGCGCUCCUCAACCAGCAGUUCCUGUGUGUGCAUGGAGGUCUGAGCCCCGAGGUCACCUGCCUGGAUGACAUACGCAAGCUGGACCGGUUUAAGGAGCCGCCGGCGUUCGGGCCGAUGUGUGACCUGCUGUGGUCGGACCCGGGAGAAGACUACGGUUCAGAAAAGACCCAGGAACACUUCUGCCACAACAGCGUGAGAGGCUGCUCAUAUUUCUACAGUUACCCGGCAGUAUGUGACUUCCUGAUGAACAAUAACCUGUUGUCUGUAAUACGAGCACAUGAAGCCCAGGACGCCGGGUAUCGAAUGUACAGGAAAAGUCAGACGACAGGCUUCCCGUCUUUAAUCACAAUCUUCUCGGCUCCCAACUACCUGGAUGUGUACAAUAACAAAGCUGCGGUGCUGAAAUAUGAGAAUAAUGUGAUGAACAUCCGGCAGUUUAACUGCUCCCCUCACCCCUACUGGCUGCCCAACUUCAUGGACGUCUUCACCUGGUCUCUGCCCUUCGUUGGAGAGAAAGUGACGGAGAUGCUGGUGAACGUGUUGAACAUCUGCUCUGAUGACGAGCUGAUGUCAGAAGGGGACGACACGUGUGAGGGUGGAGCUCCGGCUGUCAGGAAGGAGGUGAUCAGGAAUAAGAUCCGGGCGAUUGGAAAGAUGGCUCGAGUCUUCUCUGUGCUCAGAGAGGAGAACGAGUGUGUGUUACAGCUGAAGGGUCUGACUCCGACCGGCACGCUGCCUCUGGGAGUUUUGUCCGGAGGUCGGCCGUCUCUGGAAAGCGCCACCGUAGAGGCAGAAGAGGCACGAGCCAUUCAAGGCUUCAACCCGCAGCACAAGAUCCAGAGCUUCGAGGAGGCCCGAGGUCUGGACCGGAUCAACGAGAGGAUGCCCCCCCGCCGCGACAGCAAGCAGCCGGAGGCCGCCGCCCCCCCCUCCCUCAACAACCUGCCGGCCAGCGCUGGACCCCCGGACAAGAACGGCACCAACACACAGGCCUAGAUCCUCUCUCUCUCUCUCUCUCUCUCUCUCUCUCUCUCUCUCUCUCUCUCUCUCUCUCUCUCUCUCUCUCUCUCUCU
Messenger RNA from Thunnus maccoyii (southern bluefin tuna), 2168 nucleotides. It is a transcript of the gene ppp3ccb, whose product is annotated as protein phosphatase 3, catalytic subunit, gamma isozyme, b. NCBI's taxonomy places the organism in Eukaryota, Metazoa, Chordata, Actinopteri, Scombriformes, Scombridae. Gene Ontology annotation, cellular component: cytoplasm; calcineurin complex. Gene Ontology annotation, molecular function: calmodulin-dependent protein phosphatase activity; calmodulin binding. Gene Ontology annotation, biological process: calcineurin-mediated signaling. The record is from RefSeq and is a predicted model, not a curated record.